CAAAUGUGCCAGUCAAAAUCGAAAAUAUCUUUACCUGCAGUUGUGGAGGGGGUUUGAUGGAGAAUUGUGUGUUUUGUAUUUGAAUGUCGAUAUUGAUGAACAAAAUUUUUGCCAUUUUACGAAACUAUGUCUGAAAAUAUUGAAAUUCGAACGAUAAUUAGCAAUAGAAACAUAAAUCAAGUCUCUGAUAGCCCAGUAACUGACCCUGCAGCUGGUGCCAAGGGUUUGGAGGGAAGUAACGCUUUCGUCUGCCAAAGAUCUAAGUUGGAAACUAAAACUAGUGCUUUAAAAAAAUCAAGCAGAUACAGAAGCAGGUCCCUCUCAGCAAGCUCCACCGACUCCUACAGUUCAGCUUCUUACACAGGUAGCUCCAGUGAUGAAGACGAUGUGUCGCCAAGAGAAAAAGUGCAGACAAAUUCAGCAGGAACUUCGGAUUUUUGUGUACGCAACAUUACACAGCAUGCUUUUGGAAGGCGGGAGAUAGAAAUUGCUGAGCAAGAGAUGCCGGGGAUUAUGGCACUUAGAAAGCGGGCAGCCGAUGAUAAACCGCUAAAAAACGCAAAAAUUGUGGGAUGUACCCACAUCAACGCCCAAACGGCAGUGUUAAUAGAAACUUUGGCUGCUUUGGGAGCCAAUGUUCGUUGGGCAGCUUGUAACAUCUAUUCUACGCAGAAUGAAGUCGCAGCAGCCCUUGCUGAAGCCGGAUUUUCAGUUUUUGCAUGGCGUGGGGAAACUGAGGAAGAUUUUUGGUGGUGUAUAGACAAAUGCGUAAAUGCCGAAAGCUGGCAACCAAACAUGAUUCUGGACGAUGGCGGAGACGCAACGCAUCUCAUGCUAAAGAAAUAUCCCGUGAUGUUUAAAAUGAUCAAAGGCAUAGUCGAGGAAAGCGUGACUGGUGUUCAUCGCUUGUAUCAACUUUCAAAAGGCGGAAAGUUAACAGUACCUGCAAUGAACGUUAACGAUUCGGUCACUAAAACUAAAUACGACAACCUUUACAGUUGCCGAGAGUCAAUAAUCGACAGCUUAAAAAGAUCUACUGAUGUAAUGUUCGGAGGAAAGCAAGUGGUGAUUUGCGGAUAUGGCGAAGUGGGCAAAGGUUGCAGUCAAGCACUUAAAGGGUUUGGUUGCGUUGUGUAUGUUACUGAGAUUGACCCUAUCUGUGGACUGCAGGCUAGCAUGGAUGGGUACCGUGUUGUUAAGCUUAAUGAAGUUAUUCGGAACGUCGAUAUAGUUAUAACUGCGACGGGAAACAAAAACGUUGUUAUGCGAGAACAUAUGGAUAAAAUGAAAAAUGGGUGUAUUGUGUGCAAUAUGGGACAUUCAAAUACCGAAAUUGAUAUCAAUAGUCUUAGAACUCCCGAUUUGACUUGGGAGAAAGUGAGGUCACAAGUAGAUCAUGUUAUUUGGCCAGAUGGCAAAAGAAUAAUUCUUUUAGCAGAAGGAAGGCUAGUUAAUUUAAGUUGUUCCAGCUUACCGUCGUUUGUCGUUUCAAUCACUUCUGCAACCCAAGCACUGGCACUAAUAGAACUAUUUAAUGCACCUCCUGGUCGAUAUAAGUCCGACGUGUAUUUGCUGCCUAAAAAGAUGGAUGAGUAUGUGGCUAGUCUGCAUUUGCCCACUUUUGACGCUCACCUAACAGAGUUAACUGAUGAACAAGCGAAAUACAUGGGAUUGAACAAAGCCGGGCCUUUUAAACCGAACUAUUACAGGUAUUAAAACUGUCCAAUUGUUCUUAAUUUCAUUUCUCUGUUAGUUGCUUGCAUUUUAUUAAGAAUUUUGCUAAUGAAACUCACGUUAUUUCGACGAGCUAGUGAAUUUUCACAUAAUUAUAAUUUUCCUGUUGACUACUUUUUGAAAAAAGCGAAAUUUUUAUUACAAUUCAAGUGACAUGUUAUUAGUUGUUGACCUAGGAAAUAGUGCUUAUUUUACUUUUUUGACUGAGUGAUUACUAGUGGAUUUAAGCGACAUUAUUGAGCUGCACUGUAUUUUCCAGCUGCGGAACUCCUGAAUUAAAGUUGAUCAACUUGACAGACGGUUAUCUAUCUUGGUAAUGGGGGUUUGCUUAUACAUUGAAUUAUUAUAUUUUGGUAGUAUCAACCCUCAUAAACAAACCCCAUUUACUUUCUAAGGGUGUAGCAUCCUUAAUUGUACUGUGAAAACUUUAGAGUGACGGUUAAGCAAUCCUUUAUUUUUGUAUUAGGAUAGAGUUGACUCUUCCAGACUUAGGUGUGAGCCGAAUAUGCUAUUUUACCUUCUUAAUUUAGUUUAUACAUCACUUUUUAGCUUGAGCUCUUAUGAAAAUUGGUGUUAUCAUUAAAGAAAGUGUAUUGAAAUUAUUCUAGUGAGUAACUUUUUCGACGAGAUAAAGCAGACAGAUCUGCAAGAGCCUGAUGACAUUCUAAAUCGGUGUUAGUUUAUGUAAGAAGUCAAUUAUAGGACAAAACGUAAAAUUUGUAAUUCAACUUAGAAACUAAUUAAGUAUUAUGAUAGGGGCCUGGUUAAGAUUUUAUCGUUCACACCAACUGAAUCGUGGCAUUAACUUAGUUUCACCUAUGCUGUCAUGUAUUAAUACGUUGAAAUUGGUUUCCAAUUAAUGCAUGUAAAGGUUUUAAUCUAUUUUAAGACCGCAAAUGAUUAAACUUAGUGAAUAACUCCUAUUUUUCUCCAUUAUACUGUGGAGAUAGAACCAAUAGAUGCCUCCCUACUUUUA
Molecule: messenger RNA, 2710 nt
Organism: Dendroctonus ponderosae (mountain pine beetle)
Lineage: Eukaryota; Metazoa; Arthropoda; Insecta; Coleoptera; Curculionidae
Product: adenosylhomocysteinase-like 1
Exons: 11
Coding region: 127-1716 (529 amino acids)
Biological process (GO): L-methionine cycle
Cellular component (GO): cytosol
Source: RefSeq, a predicted model, not a curated record